AUGAACAGAUCGGGUGGUGUUUUGAAGAUUAAAGAUGGAAAUGGAAAUGGGGUCAGUGGUUCAAGUGCCAAUGUUAAGUAUCCAAGUAAACUUCAUGAAAAGCUUGCUUUUUUGGAAGGGAAGGUGAGGAGGAUUGCCUCAGAUAUCAAGAGAACAAAGGAGAUGCUGGAUUUGAACAAUCCCGAUAUCAAGAUGAUUUUGUCUGAUAUCCAGGAAAAGAUUACAGGGAUUGAGAAGGCAAUGGGUAGUGUUGGCAACAACGAUGAUGAUCUGAAGGCUAAUGUGGUAGCAAGUUCUGAGAUUGAUGUUGAGAAAGUUAAAGCAUCGGAGAAGAUGCAAGUGAACAAAGUGGAUGAAGGAAAGAGUUUGGUUAAGGCGUUGAAUGCAAAUGAAUUAGAAGCAAGAUUGUUUCCACAUCAUAAGUUACUUAGAGAUAGGACAUCGCAGAAAUCAGCCUCUGAAAGUGCUGAAAGUCACAAGAUUGAAGUUGUAGUGACAGAUGGUGAAUUGAAAGUAGAGAAGUCAAUAAGUCCUGUUGAUGAGAAUCCUAUUGCUAUGGAGUUCUUGGUCCUCAGUCAGGGGAGGUGUGAGGAUACAAUAAGAGUUGGGACUUUUGGUCCGGAGAUUAGUGAAGUCCAAGAGACGGAUGGAGCUGUAACUUCCAGAGAGAAUAAUCGUCUCUCAGACUCUCUGAAUGGAAAAGGUUCAUUUGAUCUUACACUGCUAGCAGAUGAAAAGCUUGAAGAGUUUGACGACCAAGAAAACAUGUCGCGAAUGAUUAUUGAAGAAGAGACAGAAGAUAGUUCUUUGUAUGAGUUGAAUCAAAUUGGACAGAAGAUGACAACAGGAGGUUGGUUUGUGUCAGAGGGAGAAUCAGUUCUUCUUGCUCAUGAUGAUGGUUCGUGUUCCUUCUAUGACAUAAUUAAUAGUGAGGGAAAGGCUACUUACAAGCCCCCUCAUGGAGUUUCUCCAAAUAUGUGGAGAGAUUGUUGGUUAAUCCGUGCUCCUAGUGCAGAUGGUUGUUCUGGACGAUAUGUUGUUGCUGCAUCUGCUGGGAAUUCAGUGGUCUCAGGUUUUUGCUCGUGGGAUUUUUAUACCAAAGAAGUACGAGCUUUUCAUGCUGAAACUGGACUUUCUACUGCUAGAACAGCCCUUGCUCCCCUUCCUAAUAACACAAUUUUCAGAAGAAAUGUGUUGUCAACAAGUAUUGCUCCAGAGAACCAACAGUGGUGGUAUAGACCCUGUGGACCGCUUAUUGUUUCUGCAGCUAGUUCUCAGAGGAUGGUACGAGUUUAUGACGUUCGUGAUGGAGAGCACAUAAUGAAAUGGGAGCUGCAGAAACCUGUGCUGGGAAUGGAUUACUCUAGCCCUUUGCAGUGGAGAAAUAGAGGAAAGGUAGUCAUUGCUGAAUCAGAAGCUAUUUCCCUUUGGGAUGUCAGCUCCCUUCAUCCUCAAGCAUUGUCAUCUAUUUCGUCUUCCAACCGGAAAAUUGAUGCUCUUCACGUGAACAAUACGGAUGCUGAAUUGGGCGGAGGAGUUCGACAGAGAGUGAGCUCCUCUGAGGCUGAAGGCAAUGAUGGUGUUUUCUGCACCUCAGAUUUCAUCAAUGUAUUAGAUUUUCGCCAACCAUCUGGAAUAGGCCUUAAGAUUCCUAAAGUUGGUGUUGAUGUGCAGUCAACUUUCUCACGUGGUGAUUCUGUAUUUAUGGGCUGCACUAAUUUAAGGUCAGCAGGAAGAAAGCAGCAUUGCUCUCAAAUCCAACAAUUUUCCUUGCGCAAACAGAGGCUUUAUAGCACCUAUGUUGUACCAGAAUCAAAUGCUCACUCCCAUUUCACAGCUAUUACUCAAGUUUGGGGAAAUUCUGAACUCGUCAUAGGAGUUAACGGACAAGGCCUCUUUGUAUUUGAUGCCCUGAAAGAUGAUGUAUUGCAGUCGCUUGAUACUGAUUCUGGUAAAGACAUGUGGAAUGUCAGAGAGGUGAUUGGACCAGAUGACUUGUAUUCGCCUUCUUUUGACUACCUAGCUUCUCGUGUUCUCCUUGUAUCUAGAGAUCGCCCGGCUCUUUGGAGGUAUUUAUCAUAGCCAUCAUAGUUCCUCCAGAGAC
Coffea arabica (coffee) is the source of this 2104-nucleotide messenger RNA. Lineage: Eukaryota; Viridiplantae; Streptophyta; Magnoliopsida; Gentianales; Rubiaceae. The record is from RefSeq and is a predicted model, not a curated record.